UUUUUAUUAUUUGUUUCAUUCUUUGUGUCUGUCUCAGCAGAGGUUGGCCUUGCUGCAGGUAGAUCUGCAGAAUAAAACCCUUUCCCUCAUAAUGCCCUGGAUCUCACAAUUGAUCAACAGUCAUUUUGUGAUUCAAUUAAAAACAAUGAGGCUGCAUCAAAAUGUCUGAGAAAUGGAGAAUAUACCAGAAGAGUGUCUGAAAUGGAUAAAAAUCUGCCUUAAAUCUGAUCAAGAUGUUUAACUCAAACAAAAAUGGUACUUUCUUUUUCAUAUUUCCAAGAAAACAGCAGACAGGGUUUGAACCCAGGGGGGUUUCUCUUAAGCUCUACUAGCAACAAGCGGUUGCACCAUUACAGGAAGUAACAAAAGAGGUGUGGGAAAGGAAAUGCAAACAGGCUUUAUAAAGAUGAGAUGGUUCAUCAAGUGAUGGGUUAAAAUUUUGUCACAGAGCUAUUUGUGGCCUGACGCUUUGCACGCCAGAGACAGACAGAACAGUAUGGAGACGCUUCUGUUUCUAUUUCCUCAAUUCAACUACAUGGCCUCAAAGGAGGAAGCGUAUUUCAAAAUGUUUAGCCCAGAAGACCUGCAGGCACCCAACAUGAAGGACGAUACCAGCAGGUUGGUCCAUGUACCGCAGAAAAUUUUAACUGUUUCUUGGUUUUUCAGGGUUGUACAGUUCAGUUUUUUUUGCUUAAGUAAACAUUAGAUUAAGUUAUAUAUCAGAAAAGUACAAAUUUAACAAGUCAUCUUAUUCAACAGUUUAACUCAAGAGCAGCUCAGUUUUAGAGACAGAUGAAAGAUCCUACUCAUGGUCUUGUCUGAGUGUGACGGUAAAAAACUGUUGUCAUGUAACAGGGUAGAGCUUUUAAAUGUGCUUUCCUCCAUGAUAAGUGUCUGCUGCCUUUUUGAGCACAUGUGCACGAGGUGACUCGUCUUGUGAUUUGUGCUGUCACACAAAGAUGUUGUGACUGAGUUGAAGUUCUUUGAUAAGCUGCUAAUUGUUGCUACAUUUGUACAAACAGACAGUUUGUGGAUCUUGAUGUAUUUUCUUCUCCGUUUGCAGACAGAAAGACAAGGAGAGGAAGAGCCGACUAAGCCUUUUUCUCACCAAGUCAGGCUCUCACGAAAACGUCAGUCCACAUAAAAAGACUAACACGACACCGAACAAGUGAGGCAAAGUCCAUUAAUUUCAUAAGCAAGCAGACUGGUUUGAUUCAGUAUUCACCUCAAUUACAGCAAUUCAUAACUCAGUGCACACAUCUAGAAACACAACACUUGAUGAUGAUCCAAACCCUCUUCCCUGCAUCAUUAGGAGAGACCUGACCGCAUCUCUGAUUUUUUUUUUUCUGCAGUAUCUCACCAGAGACAGCUCUGCAAUGGAGCGACUCCUUUGAAGAACUGCUGAAGCACUCAGGUCAGUUUAAUGCCCCCAAAACUUUUCAGUAAUGGCUUGAAUUGCUGUCAAAUACUCUUUUUUUUUUUUGCUGGUGUCAAACGAUCUGCUUCAUUUAAAUAGUUAACUGGUAAAGAGUACCAGAGGGGAUCAACAGUUAAAGGAGAGAAGUUACGAGUUUCACUACAGUUUUUAGUGUUUGUUAGUACAGAUAGUGCUACAGAAACUGUGCAACUUCCUCAUAAUGACACAAAGUGCACAUAAGUGCCACAGUGAAACACUGAAAACCACUGUGUGCUCAUUUGGGAAUGCUUAAAAUGGUUUAUAAUGAUGGUAGUAAGAAUGCUCAAGUAUAUUUCGGGGAUUAGAAGUGUGGUGUAAUUAAAAUGAUAAUACAUUAGGGACAGUGUGCUGACUUAGAGGAGGAAGUUAUGGAGAGUCUGUUCUUUCUUUGUACUUACAAGUGAGCUGCAGAAAAUACAGUUUUCCAUCUUUGAAGUGCCACUUUUUAAAUAUUUUCUGUCUGUUUCUCUUUGUCAGAUGGGGUCGAUUCCUUUGCUCAGUUCCUCAGAACGGAGUUCAGCGAGGAAAACAUUGAGUUUUGGUUGGCAUGUGAAGAAUACAAGACCAUAGACUCUGAGACGAAGCUGCUGUCCAAAGCGAAAUAUAUUUAUACUGUUUUCAUUGAUUCGGACGCCCCUAAAGAGGUAUGGCAUGGCAUGUUUAUUUAUCAUAAACUGCAUGAAUGUAAAAAGGCUAUAAAGAGAAGCUGCAAGGUUUAAGCAAUGUGUGCAUUUUAGCAUUUUCUUCCCCUUACUUGUCACUGAGGUCUGCUGGAGGUUUCAAAUAUUUAUGUCGUUGUAAGAAAACUGAGAGUGGGUGAACUGUAAAGCUCUGCAUAGUCAUGAGCCUGCAGCAGGUUGACCUUAGUGAACAAUCUUUGGGAGCAGCAGCUCUGUGAGGUCAUGCAUUUAGGGCUGCAUGCAUCGCUGCAAAGCAGGUCGGGUUAUGUCUGUGGGAGACUGAAGCGGUUUGAAACAUUUCCAUCCACUUUGUGAGGAUGAUGCGACCACCUUGCUCUGUGCUUCCUGCCUGCAGCAUAUCUGACCGUUUCAAGUGUGGCGUCUGGUCUGAGGUUUUGACAUUCCCCUGCAGAACUGCAAAGAGCAUCACCCACACACUUUUCAUCACUGAUAAAUGUAUGAGCUAAAGAUUUUUUUUUCGAGCAUGGUGUAGCAUGAAAGCAUGUAAAAGCUGAAGUGUUUUGCAGUGAGAUUCAAGUGAAACUGAAUGUAAUCUUUCAUUUGAAUGGUGCUCUACAAUGUAGUUCCAUACAAAAAACUGUUUUAAAAGCUCUUUACAAUUGUAGUUAUUUCUGUCAUUGUGAGGAGGCCUUGCAGCAGUGUUUAAAAGAAAAAAAGGAUGGAAGGACAAUUUCUACCUCUGUUCUUAUCAAGAUUUUAAACAAACUCAUUCACAGCAAUGUACAUCCAUGCCUGUGAUGAUUUUUAGCACGAUGAUGUUUUACAGCGGCAGUAUGAGCUUCAAACUUACAUUAGCUCUUCUUUUUAGGUCUCAGCUUCUUGAAAAAGAGCUGAGCCAUAAAUAACACAGAGUUUAGCUUUAGUUCACCACAAGAAUAUAUCACAGCAUGUCAAGUUGCUGCGCGUGUCCUUGAGGAAAAAGUUCCCCUUUAGCCAUUUGUGGGGGAAAAUUCUCAACAUAAAAAGCAGCAUACGAGAGUUUUUCACCCUUUCUUAAAGUCACUUUCUUACAUUAUCUUAUUGGGGCUUUGUUUUGUUUUGUAUGUCCUUAAUCUCUGUUUACAGAUGUCUGACAAGACUUUGAUUUAAAAUAUUUGUUGUUUGCCUUUGUUGCCCAAGUAGUGCUGGGUGGGUCUUGUUAGCAUGCUAGAAAACAGUCAGAAAGGAGAGCAAGUGGGACUUUCUUUUGUCCUCCUCUAUCAUCUAAAGACCAUAAAGCCUUUUAAGUUCUUACUAGAGUGUGAAGUAGCUGCCUAUACUACAAUUAACUGGCGGAUUUUAUGAUGUAUCUCUAGACUCAAGCUCCAGGCUUUGACAGUAAAUUAUGGCCAGCAUGGGGCACCACUUAAGUUUAGUGGUUUAACCCUGCACCUCAGGUAUAAAAAGCUGCAGUCCUUUAAGUGGGCCUCCCAGGUUUGACCCCUACCCGGAGCCCUUUGCUGCACAUCAUUCCCCACUCUCUCUUCCCAGUUUCCCAUCCACUGCCCUAUCUAUUUUCACUAAAGGCAUAAAAGCUCCAAAAUAUGACUCUAAAAAUGGUCAGCAAAUGGAGAAAGAAGCCUGACCUGUACAUCUGUUAUACUGAUACUCAAAAUCGUGCUGUGAUCUCAGAGGGUUAAUCAUUGUCAGAACGUAGGGAAUGUUAUUAUUAUUAUUAUUAUUAUUAUUAUUAUUAUUAUUUCUCAAAAUCUAGAAUCCAAAUACAACUUUAAAUAAAAGCUGCAACCGGUGAUAAACAGCCCCUCGCACCCUUGUGCAUGUUGGGUCCUGUUGCAGUUGUGGGAAGUGCAGCAGGAUAUGCAUGUGCUGCAGCCAUUGCUGUGCAGCACAAUCCCCAUGUGCUAAAUGUAUGUAGAUGAGUUUAGGUCAAUACUGUGUGCUUACAUAUCCAAUUUAAAAGUCAAACUGGGAAUUGUGGCACUGCCUUUAACCAAAAAGUGGGGGAUGUAACCUAAAGAGGGGGUAUUAUGCAUUUUUUAGACUCUAUUCCUUCUUUCUGAUACCUCUUUGGUAGCUUUACAUUAUUUUCAGAUCAAGUAAAGACUUGUGUGUCUCACACUGGUGUAUAGAAAUACCAGUAUUUUCAUCAUCCAUCUGACACUUGUCUUCUGCUGCAGCCUCUUUAAUAUGGCAACAUCAACUUAAAUAAAAAUGUCUGACUUCCUGUUGGGUUUAGAAUAUGAGAGCAGGGGUAUUUUUUGUAGGUCUGGGCAUGAUACAACUGUUUAGUAAAAAAUAAUUUUUUUACCUGAUGUGUACUCAAAAAAGUGAGUUUUGAGGGCAUGUUAAGGCCUCUAAAUGAGACCAUGUUAACAUGCCCACUUUGACAUAUUUGUUGAUGUGCUGUUACAUUAACUGAAUUAACUGUGUUUUUUCAUUCUCUUUCUCUCAGGUUAACAUUGACUACAACACAAAGAUGGCCAUUCAGAAGGACAUUGCACAGCCCACAAAGAGCUGUUUCGAGGCAGCCCAGAUGAAGGUGUACAGUCUGAUGAAAAAGGACUCCUACCCAAGGUUCCUCCACUCUGACAUUUAUCUGCGACUCACCAGAAGGAAAGGCCCUGGGGCCACCAUGUUUCGCCGAAGGUCACGUUCCUGUGUAUUCAAUGAGAGAGGCGAGGCCAAUAGUGACCCUGCAGCCUGGUAGUUAUAUCAAUGCAGGUGGAGCAGUCUGAAAUAUAUAAACCAAUUCAUGAUUUGUUGCAAUGAAUAAUGUGUUGUAGGGGCUUGUUAUCUACAAACAUGUCCAGAGAGUGUGUUAUUAUUUUAUAACCACAUGGGUCAGAUGGAUUAUCUUAAAUACCUAGUAACAAACAAAUUGGCUGCCAUACUUACUGUCUCCUUCUUGCUUCAAGUUAAUGGAGACUCAAGUGUGUCCAUUCAAACGCAGCGACAAACAUGUAGCUUACCUCAGUUUAAGACUUGAACAGGGCACUGAAACAGCCGACUUGUCUUGGUCGAUUAGUAACAAAUAAAUCUUACUGAAACCCCCGAAGGCCACUGCAGCAACACAAAGGGACUUGGGAACAGACAUUUCUUGGCUAGAUGCAGUAACCUUCCAGAGUAUUGGUAAGUUAAAAUGGACUGCCAUGCUUAUUUGUGUCUUGGUGGAAAAUAUAUAAAGUUCUCAAGUUGAUUAGAGUUGUACAACAAAUGACACAUACAUCUUUUGGCAUACUUUUUUGAAUAACAUAUUGGGACGUGUGUUUUUGUUUUUUUACAUUUUUUAGGGAGAGUUUAAUAAUCUAAAAUCCAUGCAAUAACUAUUUAAGUACAGAUCUUUAACUUAACUUAACUAACUAACUUAACAGUACCCGUGAUCCUAAGCUGAGUUAGGUUUACAUGCAAAGUAAAGUAGAGAAAGUUGUAGCUUCCUUGGGCAGUUUAACAGUGCUCUUUGUCAUUGUAUACAAGCUCUGGGGUAAAACUGAUUUAUUGAUAGAAGUGUGUCCGCCUCUGCUUUGUUGGUUGACUUUUAGCCCUUUAAUCAUAUGACUGAAGUUAAAGAGACUUAGUAGAACAUCAGAGCCAUGUGGUUAUAGGAAAUAAUGAACACCUCUUGGCCAAUCUGAAUCAAGUCUUCCCUGUUGUCAUGGUAUUAAGUUUUUUGAAGCACUUGUGGCACAGUCUGCUCAUUUUCUUCCUCAAAGGCGCUGUGCUGCCACUGGAUUGAAGUCUUACAUUCUCAAAUCUUGGAAACUUGAAUGACAGUGGGCUGGGAUGGAGACAGAGUUUCAGCUGAAGUGCCUUCUUGUUGCUGACAGCGAACAGCCACAGUGAAACUGCUCUCCUUACUUCAGGAACAUUACUCUUUGAUAACUUUGUUUCUAGUCCAGCCCCAGCACCUUGUUUUGUACAGUAUACCAACAUAUUUGAGCUUAUCUCACUAAAAUUCAUCCUUGCACCACCCCGCCUAACUUGCAGAAAUACAAGCAAUAUAAUGACAAUGUUUGUUUGUGUGAUUCUAAUUCAUCCCGCUUAUACACAGAGAAUGCAUCUUUUUGAAUACUAAUAAUAAUUAAUUAUGAUUUCUACUUUUUAUUUUCUUCCAUGCAGUAUAAUUUAUGUCUAACUAUGAUCAUAUUUUGCCUUCCUGUUGUAAAAUGUACAUAGUUUUAAAUGUGGAAAUAAACACUUUCUUAUUGAAGCAGUUUUAAUUAA
Molecule: messenger RNA, 6318 nt
Organism: Xyrichtys novacula (pearly razorfish)
Lineage: Eukaryota; Metazoa; Chordata; Actinopteri; Labriformes; Labridae
Source: the annotation of a GenBank genome assembly